UAAGCAGCAGCGACAGCAAUAACAACAACAACUGCUGCUGCUACUACAAUAAUCGAUAACAACAGCUUUAGCUUCAACAGUUGUUGCAGCAGUAUUAAGAUAGCAGAAGCAGCAGUCUCUUUCACCAUAUAGUCACCACAGCGCCAGUUGUAUUAACCACUAUUUACAGUAUACAGAGUGCAUAUAAAGUUAUUUAUAUAUAUAUUCAUCACAUGUACAUAUACACUCGUCUAAUUAAGCUAAUAUUUUUAAUCGUCUCCUAAAAACAAGAUGAAUUGAUCUCCUUUUAUUAAUUCUCCCCCCUCUCUUUCUCUUCUUUUGGUUCAUUCAUUCAUAUGUUUAUACAUUCAUCGUUAUAAAUUAAUCCUUCUACAAAUGCCCCAUUAUGGAUCAAACAUCGUACAAACGUUUUAUUUUUCGUGUGCUUGAUUUAUUCCACCUUCCUGAUUGAGAAGCAAAACACCUGUGAAAUUAUACACACCACACACGGACUGACGCAAGUAUAUAUAUGUAAAUAUAUACGUAUAUAUACAAUAUUUACAUUUCAUUUCGUGGAUUUAAACAUAAAAAUAAGAGUUUGUGGCUGUGUACUUCUCUGUCCUAAUGGAGUCAAAUGGUAGUAGUUAUGGAUCUACGGAGAUCACUGAAAAACACGAUGUACAACUCGUGGCUGAUUCUGACGACCCGUCCAGACUAGAACAUAAAAUUGUAGCAAGCAAUGAAUUUAAUAAUAAACUGAGUGGCAAAGCUUGGGGUCGAAUAAAGAAAAUUAUUACAAUGAAAACUAGAUUCCCUUCGAGUAUUUACUAUAUAAUUGGAAAUGAAUGCUGUGAAAGAUUCUCGUUUUAUGGGAUGAAAGCUAUCCUGAUAUUGUACCUCACAAAAUAUCUUCUGAUGAAACCAAACACAGCUACAUCUAUUUUUCAUGUCUUUAAUAUGCUCUGUUAUUUCACACCGUUGAUCGGUGCAUUGAUAGCUGACAGUUUUCUGGGUAAAUACAAUGCUGGUCCAAUGAUAGGAUUAUUGUUAAUAUCCACUGGUACUGGUGGUAUAAAGCCAUGUGUUGCAGCCUUUGGAGGAGACCAAUUUAGCAAAGGAGAAGAAAAGUUAGUACAAAGUUUUUUCUCUGUCUUCUAUUUUGCUGUCAAUGCUGGAAGUCUUCUUUCUACUUUGCUAACUCCAGUCCUUAGAGCUGAUGUCAAAUGUUUUGGUGGUGAUUGUUACAUGUUGGCUUUUGGUGUUCCUGCCAUCUUAAUGAUUAUAGCUCUGUUAUAUCAAUGUUUAUCAAUCAUUAUUUUUUUGUUUUUGUCUCAGUAUUCAAUAAGACAAUACUGGGUUCUGCGUCGCAGUAACACACCAACUCACCCUCAUUGGCUUGAUGCAGGUUUGGAUAAAUAUGAUGCUGUCUUUGUGGAAGAUAUAAAAUGCCUUUUGCGUCUUCUCGUCAUGUUUUUACCAGUUCCACUAUUUUGGGCACUCUUUGAUCAACAGGGUUCUAGGUGGACACUACAAGCAGAAAUGAUGGAUGGGAGUUUGGGUCACUUAGGUACACUGAAACCUGAUCAAAUGCAGGCUAUAAAUCCUAUCCUGAUUAUUUUAUUGAUUCCUCUUUUUGAAACCGUAAUUUACCCAUUGUUGGAUCGAUGUCAUAUCCCUAACAGACCUCUACAAAGGAUGGUGACUGGAAUGACCUUUGCAACCUCAGCUUUCCUAAUGGCUGGCUUUGUCCAGCUUCAUCUCAAUCGUAUAGCUGAGCCUCAGAUUUCUCCUGACCAAAGUGGACUGUCAAUUGUAAAUGUAGCCUCAUGUGAAGUGUCAGUAGAGUCCAUUUAUUUUACUGGAGACCUCCAAUAUCUUCAGUCAUCAAACUUGACCAAAAAUAAUCCUGGUAACUUCUCAGUCAACUAUUCUGAAUCAUGUACAUCUGACAAUAUGACCAAAAUUGAUAUUCAGCUUAACAAAGGCCAAGCAUCUCGAUUACUUUUCUACGAACAAGACACUAAAAUCCAUGCAGUUCAGGCCUUGGAACAAUCAGAGAAGCCUCCAAAAUAUAUGACCUCUGUCAGCUUCUUCAGUAUGCUUCCAAAUUCCUACAGCUCUCGCAUUAAAUUGAAGUCUGAGGAUUCUGAAUUCAUUUUAAACAAUACACAAAUGUUUGUGACUCCUUUUAUGAAUAUCGAUCCAGGAGAGUAUACAAUAUAUAACCAAGGUAAAAACAAAAGUGAGUGGGUAAAAACACAACACAUAUUAGAAUUAUUAACAGGUGCUACAUACACAGUUGUCAUUGUACCCCAUGGACGUAAACAUAAGUUUGAUAUAAAGAUAUUUCAUGGAUUAAUAGAACACACUGUAUCAAUGUUACUCCAAAUACCACAGUAUCUUCUAAUUACUAUUGGUGAGGUUAUGUUCUCAGUGACUGGCCUCACAUUUGCUUAUUCUGAAGCUCCUGUGUCAAUGAAAUCAGUUGUUCAAGCAGCUUGGUUGUUGACAGUCGCAGUAGGAAAUCUUAUUGUUGUGUUCGUAGCUCAAACAUCACUUAUUGAAAAUCAGGCUUCAGAGUUUUUCCUGUUUUCUGCCCUCAUGGCUGCGGAUGUGAUUUUAUAUAGCAUCAUUUCAAUGUUUUACCGAUAUAACAACAACUUGCCAAGCCCAUAUAUCAGUGGUGUGGAUGACAAAUUGACAUUAGUUCAGACACCAAUUGAUGAUAGCAUUGGGGAAUAAAAUACUUAAACACAUGCAUGCACACACACACACACACAACAUACACACACACACACAUGCAAACAUGUAUAUAUGUCAGCAUAUCUCAACUCUGUAUAAAUACAUUUCGUAUCAUUUCUGUUGAUUAUUUAAAGACAAUUUCCAUGCUAAAACACUUCUUUGUCUUUUUUAGUGAUUUUUUUUUUUUUCUGAUUAUCAGGAGACAGAUUGAUGAUUAUAAUUGUUUCAGCUAACCAUGAAUGUUCAUUUCUGUCUGUUCCUAUCUCUCUCUAUCAAUAUAUAUCUCUCCUUCUCUCCUCCCUACUUAACAUCUUCAGUUGCAAUAUUUGCCCCGCACAUUUUCUUAUAUACAGAAUUAAAGCAGGUCAUGUAUCCCCAAACAACAAAAUUUAGGGUUGCACAUUUAACGACCACAUGUAGUUACAGUACAAAUGCAUGAUCCACAACUAUGACAUGCUACAUGACCACAUGUCAACAGUGAUCCAAGCGCGAAAAGUCUGUAAAAGAUUGAGGAAGAUGUGGGGAAAAAGUGAUGAAAGUUAAUCUCAGAAUCCUAGACCUCACAGAAAGAGAUGACAAAAUGACCACAACAAAAGUGUUGAGAUGUACUGGAGCAGACCCAAACAAGCAUGGAAAAACAGAUGUAAAAUGAUGAUGAUGAUGAUGAUAAUGAUGAUGUGAUGAUGUUUCAUGAGGUUUGGGAAAAAUUUACAUCUUUUAUUCUUUUUUUUUUCUUUCUUUUAGGUUCAAUAUCUCAUAAUUUGAGAGGGAAUGUUGUUUCUGAUAGUUUUGAAAUGUUUCAGUACAGACAGUAUGUCAACAAGAUUUAUAUCACACUAAUUUCAAUAAGUCUAAAUCCUAACCUUAACUUCAAACACCAUAAAUAACUUAGAUUGGCCAUGCCUCUUAAACCUGGGAAUGACUAUCAGUUGAAGAUCUUAGGAUGUCAUAAAAUCCAUAAUUUAAACUUUGGAUUUCAGUUGCAGUUGAGAGCAGAAAUCCAGAAUAGCAGUAAAGGGAACCCUUCAUUUGGAAUAAAUGAGUGUGUGCAUAAUAUAAUGAAAUAUAUGUUUGUGUAUUAAAGAGUAUUAAAUAGAUGUGCUUGUGUAAUACUCAUAUGUAUAUGCACACACACACACACACACACACGCAACUUUAAUUAAAAGGGCUGAUGCACAUUCAAAUAUUUCAAGGCUCACAGUGAAACUUUGUAAUAUUCAACUUAAUUUCAUUUUUUAAAAGAUAUUCAAAGAAAAAAUUCCUUGGACUAAAACUCUAUCAUUAUAUUAUCAUUACACACUUCAUCUUUAAUAUAAUAGGGCGAUAUUAUUAUCAUCAUCAUUAUUAGCACUACCAUACUACCAAAGACUGAUUCUUUGGAUUUACUCCUGUCAAUUUCCUGGCACUAACAUUUCCUACCAGAACUGAAACAAAAAAAAGACCAUCAAACAUCCACGAAGUGUGAAAAUAAAAUCUAAAUGCUUUUUUCUUUUUCUUUUUUGUUACAAAUCCAACACUAAUGUUUUUAUUUUUAAUAACUUUUUUUCAAUUUUAACUCCAAAGUCAGAAGUGCAGCAUCUUUAUGAUUGAUAGGAGGAAGGGAAGAAGUUUUCCACAAACCAGAGACCUGUCCUGAAUAUUUAUAACAGAAAGGUCUCUGCUAAAGACACUCAAUGGUCAUGUGAUUAUGGUUUAGUGGUGGUGGUGGUAAACUGGGCAAUGAAUUAAGUUUACCUCUCAAGAACAAGAAAAGUUUGUCUCUCUCUUUCUCUCUCUGAUUUGCUUCCAUGCAGUUUCCAUCUACCAAAUUUCACUUACAAAGCUUUGGUCAAUCUGCGGCUAUGAUAGAAGACAUUCUCUCAAAGUACUUUGCAGUGGAAUUUGACUGGAAAUCACAUAGUUGGGAAGCAAACUACAUAACUAGUUAGCCAUUCCUAUAUCUAAAAUAGAGAAACAUUCUUUGAAAUAGAAGAACUUUGGAAAAUAAAUGAAUUCUUUUGGUCCUUGGUAUAAAUUCAAGAACAGAAGUGUCAUUUUCUUUCUCUACAUCAGUUAGAAUCUUGAAAUCUGGGAAAUGCUCCAACAGAUUGUAACUUAUUCUGCUAAGGAAGCCUUUCAGUAUUGUAUUAACUGUGAUAAUUAAAACAAACUAAGGAACUUAGAACCAACUAUGGAGGAUAAUAAGAAAAUAAAGAUUUCAUUUACUUUAUUUUGUUUUUAACAGCCUAUGGCAUUAUAAAUUGUGAAUACUGUUGUUUGCAGGUUAUAUUGACUAUUUAUAAGGUUGACAGUCAUGUUUAUAUGUUGGUGUUUGUUAAAUUUCUGUUCUUCAACUUUUUAUUGAUCUGGUAUUAUUUGAUAUUGUUGUGGGAAUGACAGAAAACCAGAGUACAUGCAUAUCAAUGUUUAAUUCCCACCCUUUACAUUCUGAGUUCAAAUGCCAUUGGAAUCAAAUUCUACGUUCUGUUGUUUCAACAUUAAUAAAAUAAAAUACUAGGGCUACUUCAGUCAAUUAUCUAUACCCCCUCCGGCUAAAUACAUAUGUGGCCUUGGAAUAGAUCUGCCUCCUAAGCAAGGAAGAGAUCUGUCAUUCAGCAGACUAAUACUAUAAAAAUGGAACUAAGUGCCAGCCCCUUAAAAAAACCUUUGGUGCUUUGGAGGCAUAUAUUUUUACCUUGUUCUCAUAAAUAUACUGCUCUUUGAUUCAGGACUUAAAUGUGUAGUGUGUGCUUUAAUCCUUUUAAUACCAACUUGCCUGAUACUAGGCAUAGUAACUUAUUUAACUCACAUUAUAUCAAAAUUUUGUUACAAUAAGAUCUUGAGUUAAAAUCUCAUGAUAACAUGAAUGAUAAUGAGAAUUUCCAGUCGAUCAACACCAACGUAAUAUAUACCAAUAUGUAAUAAAAUUACAGAUAUUUUAUUAAUCCCUCUCAAAUUUUGAUUAUAUGAAAAUUAGUUUCUAAAACACAGUAAGCAAUCUACUUGAAAGUAAUAUAGUAACAAAAAAGAUAAAGACAAUAGAGUAUUUCUUAAGCUAAAUUUAGUUUCUCCAUUGAACAGUAGAUCAAGUGAUUAUGUAGACAUACAUAUUGUUUUGUCUUGACUGAUAUAUUGUUUAGUAGUGAUAUCCCUGUUAGGAAUGAAACUGGUUAUGAUGAACUUUAUAAAAUAUAGACAAUAAGUUUAAAUAAAUUUCAUGGUAUAACAGAUAUAGAAAACAUGAAAUAGAUAGAAAUAGUGUAGAAGUGUUAGAAAACAUUGUAAAUAAUAAUACCUUUGUGUGUGUCGAAUUUUAUAAAAUUGAUUUAGCUGGUGAUAACAUGUGAGGUGGAGCUUGAGUACUGCAAAAAAAACAAACUGAUUAGGUUUGGAAGUUUAGUACUCACUAUGAAGCUUCUCAUGUGGUAAAAAUCUUUGUAAAAAAAAAAUAUUAAAAAAUGUAUUUGGUAUUCCUGAUUCCACACCUGUAUGUAUGAAAAUGUCUACAUUCCCUCUGAAUGCACUGUGAAACAUUUUAUUUUCAAUUCAAGUGAGAUUAAAUUUUUUGAAACAAAAAUAUGAUCCUUGUUAUUAUUAGAGUGGAAGAUGGCAGAAUUGGUAGAGCAUCAGAUAAAAUUAUUUUUACUUUUUAGUUAUGUCUUUUUACAUUCUGACCUGAAAUUGAAUUUGCCUUUCAUUCUUCUAAGUUUGUAGAAAUAGUACCAGUCUGAGUUGCUACCAGGGUGGAAUGAGUCAACUAUACCUCUUCCCAAUUAUUACCAUUAUUAUUAUUAAGGUAGCGAGCUGACAGAAGCACUGGAGCAUCAGACAAAAUGCUCAGCAGUUUUUCAUUUGGCUCUUUACAUUCAGAGUUCAAAUUUCAUCAAGAUCAACUUUUCCUUUCACCCUUUCAGGGUCAAUAAAAUAAAUUACUAUCAAGUACUGGGGUCAGUGUAAUUGAUUAGCCCUUGCCCCUCAAAAACUGCUGGACUUGUGCCUAAAUUUGAAACAUUAUUAUUAUUGUUAUUAUUAAGGAAGCAAGCUGGCAGAAUUGUUAGAACACUGGACGAAAUGCUUAGCGGUAUUUUACCCGUUGCCAUGUUCUGAGUUCAAAUUCUGCCGAGGUCAACUUUGCCUUUCAUCCUUUCAGGAUUGAUAAAUUAAGUACCAGUUACAUACUGGAGUCAUUGAAAUCGACUCAUCUCCUCCCCCAAAAUUGCUGCCUUUGUGGAAAAAUUUGAAAACAUCAUUAUUAUUAUUAUUAUUAUUAUUAUUAUUAUUAUUAAGGUGGAAAGCAAGGAGAAUCUUUGGCACACCGGGCAAAAUACUUAGCAUCAUUUUGUUGAUCUUUAUGUUCUAAGUUCAAAUUCCACCGAGGUUGACUUUACCUGUCAUCCUUUCAGGGUCAGUGAAUUAAGUACCAGUCAAGUACUGGGGUUGAUGUGAUCAACUGUCUCCCUCCCCACAAAUUCCAGACCUUGUACCUAUAGUAGAAAGGAUUAUUAUCAUUAUUAUUAUUAUUGUUAUUGUUGUUGUUGUUGUUGUUAUUGUUUGGUAGAUUGGAAGAAUUGCUAAAGCAUAGGAGAAAAAUGUCUUGUAUUUUUUUCUAGCUCCUUAUAUUCUGAAUCCAAAUCUUACCCUGGUUAACCAUGCUUUUCAUCUUUUCAGGGGUCAGCAAAGUAAAGUACCAGAAUUUAUGUAGUCGACUAACCCUUCCCCCUAAAAAUUGAUGACUUUAUUCCUAAAUCAGAAAUCAUUAUUAUUUUAUUGAUCUCAACCCUUUACUUGAUGUGAAUCCUCUCCAUUUCUUGCUACUUUCUUUUGUAUUUCACCUUUAAAUCACCAACAUCAUCAUCAUUAUUGUUAUUAUUAUUGUUUUGUUGAUGUAAUCCUUUUACUUGAUGUAAAUCCUCAAUUGUUUCUACUUUGUUUUCUUUUGCAUUUUUUCAUUGUGCUCUUCCCAACAUUUUGGGCUCUUGUGGCCAAUAAAAAUUUUUGUACUAUUAUCAGCACAGCUGGUUUCAGAUUUUGUAAAAAAAACCUGAAAAAUGUAGCCUCAUGCCAUGUUAAAAAAUUUUUUCUAUGUUUUUUUGUUUUUUUUUUCAGAUUUACAUAUUUUUGAUAUCAGAGAUUACAAUUUAGCCAAAAAAAAAAAAAUUUUAAUUUCAAUUGUACAUAAUUCUAUGAACUGUACAUGCACCUUUGAUGAGAUGUAGUGUACCUGAGCACUAUACACAAUAAUUUCAUUAUUAUUAUUAUUAUUUUUGUCAACUAAACAAAGCAAAUAAAUUGGUAGGGAAUUUAAAUUUGCUAAAUGAUAAUUUCUAAUAUAGAAAACAUGAAUCUGAAAAAAAUUUUUUUUAGAUUACUGGUUCAAAAGUUAUAGGGUGGAGGGAGAAUUCUGAAGAAGAGCCAGCUUUUGAAUUUGAUACAGUAAGUUCCAGUACAGCACUGGGGCAAGGUCGAUAGAAUUUACUGUAUCUUUCUGUCUAUGUUAUAAAUCAUUAUUCUAAUUGUUAUAAGGGCACCAAAACAGCUACAGAAUUGUAAGUGCAUCGGAUAAAAUGCCUUGUGGUAUUUCUUCCAGUUCUUUAUAUUCUGAGGAUAUCAACUUUGCCUUUCAUCAUUCUGGGCUUGAUAAAAUAAAAUAGGAUACAAGUCUAGUACUUAGAUCAAUGGCAUCAACUAACCCCUUCCCUCAAAACUGCUCGCCUUGUGCCUAAAUUAGAAACAAUAAUUAUAGGGGUAACAGAAUGGUGGAAUCAGUACAGCAUCAGACAAGAUUCCUUGUGUUUAGUUAUGUCUUUCUUUUUUUUUUUGUUCCAAAUUCAGAUCUUGAUGGGUUUCUCUUUUGUCUUUCAGUCAUCCAUUGAUAAAGUAUCUACCAGUCAUGUACAGAGGCCUAUCUAAUCAGCUAUAACCCUCCCUUAAAAUAGAAAUGAACAGUUUUCCGUAAAGGAAACAGUUUCAUACAAACUGAAAUUCCAAGAAAAAUUUGUUAAUUAUAAAGUAUAAUGCAGUAAUUCCAAGAAUGGAGGUGUUGAUAUGUAAAUCCAACGUGUCCAUUCUUUGAUUUACAAUAUAUAAGACUGACUUGUUAAAUGUAUCCUUCCUUAUUUAAGACAGUGGGAUGAUAUUUGAGCGUGAUUUGGCUGCUAUUUCUUGCAGGUCAAGCAACCAUGCAGUGGCUCCUAGGAUUGACAAAAUAAUCAUCAGAUAUCUAUAGGGUUGAUGAUUAAAUCCACUCUGUCCCACUCCGCUACUAAAAAUGUAUGGCCUCUGUCAGUGUUAAGAGUUACUAUUAUAAAAGUUGUGGAUUUUAUAAGAAACCUUGUUGGACUAAAAAAAUAUCCUUUGUAAUGUUUUGGUUGCAUGGGUUUGAGAAAGGGGUAUUUUAAUAAACUGAGUACCUGUGAUAUGCUGGAGUUGAUUGACAUAUGUCCCCUUAUGAAAUUGGCCCAAUACCUAAAAACAUUAAAAGUUGAUAAUUUGUUUUAUUAAAAUUCCUUUUUUUAAAUUCAUUUACUCUCUCUCUCUUUAUGCCAUCCUACACAUACAAUAAUAUCCAUAUAUGUAUAUAUCUGUUGAAUUAUUUAAUGUGAUAUGUAUACAUUAUUUUGUUUAUAUUUUUUGAUUUUGAAGUAAUUUGAUUUUUUUUUUUUCCAAAGUUAUUGCUUGUUGAAAAUUAUUUAAUAUUUAAGUUGAAAUAUUGCUUCCCCCACCCUUUUUUUUGUUGUUCUCUUGUGAAUUUUUUAUUAUCAAUAAAUAAAUAAAACAAAAGACAUUUUGCAAUGGUAAAAGAUAAGGCAGAACAAAUAUGGAGUAAAAUCCUGAUUCUGAGGAAACCGAUGAGUUGACAACAUUAGCAGCAACUGAUCUGUUGGAGAGAACAUAGAAGAGUUUGGUGUUAUGUUCAUUGGUUGUGAGAAGUGAAGAAUCUGUUUUGGUUCUUUACUUCUUGUCUCAGGGCAGUUGAAGGGUAUCAGACUCCACUUAGAACUCUCCAAUGGAGUUUAAGUAGUCUCGGAAGUAAACUGACAGUGUUGCUAAAUUGACAGAUGAAUUCAGUUCAGACCAAGAUCAACUUAGCUUUUAAUCGUUCCAGGAAGGAUAAAUAAAAUGCCAGUCUCGGGAUUUACACUGGCAGAAUCAUUAGGGUGUCAGACAGGAUGUGUUGCUGUAAUUUUACUGCUCUUUGCAUUCUGAGUUCAAAUCUUGUUAUGGCCUACUUGGAUGGUAGAUUUAAUCCAGUGCACAGAUUAAUACCACUACCUGGUCCACUGGUGCCUUUAGCAGAGUCCACUCUGUUACAAGCAUCAGGGCAAGAUUUCCAGUUUAAAGAUACCUUCCUCUCUCCUUAACUUGUGAGGGAUCUUAAGCACUGUUUUUUCUCUUGACUUAAGGAUAAGUGAAAAAUGUUGUUAAGUCAUAACUAGUGAAGUCAAGGGUGUGUUAAGCUAGCAGCCAAAGUGCUCAACAGUUUGUAUAAUUCCACCAGAACAGCAUUGUGAAUGAGAUCAUGACAAUUCUAUUCUUGAAUUGUCCAGUUCACCUAGCUAUAAAUAAGUACCAUGUAUGGUAAAGUAUACUGUUGUAAGCAGUAAGAUGACAAAGUAAUUUUGAAGUGUUUUGUUAGCUUACAGUAUUAAGUUUAACUCCUAUGAUCAUAGUUUAACAAGAGAUACCCUACUUGUGCUACUACUACUUACAUAAAGACAGUUUUCAAACUAUGCAUUUAUGAGCACAAUGGGUUAUGGUAUUCACUCUUACAUUAAUAGAAUUGCCUCAAUAUCUAUGUGUGUGUGGAUGUAUAUGUUUGUAUUCAUGUAUGAGUGAGUAGUGAAUGCAAUUCCAUUUAUUUUGCCAUUGGCUAUUGAUGAAUGUUUUGGAUUGAAGAAAAAAAAUAAGUAAAGGUUUACAAAUAUGUAACUGAAGUCUUCCUGAUACAAAAAAAAAAGGAAAGUACAAUUUAAACUAAUUCAGUUAUAUUCAGGAACAAUAAAGGAACAAGUAAAUAAACUUUUGUUUUUCAUA
Octopus bimaculoides (California two-spot octopus) is the source of this 10734-nucleotide messenger RNA. RefSeq names its product solute carrier family 15 member 2. Gene Ontology annotation, molecular function: transmembrane transporter activity. Gene Ontology annotation, biological process: oligopeptide transport; transmembrane transport. Lineage: Eukaryota; Metazoa; Mollusca; Cephalopoda; Octopoda; Octopodidae. The record is from RefSeq and is a predicted model, not a curated record. Gene Ontology annotation, cellular component: membrane.